Dendroctonus ponderosae (mountain pine beetle) is the source of this 3061-nucleotide messenger RNA. Its product is annotated as aminopeptidase N. NCBI's taxonomy places the organism in Eukaryota, Metazoa, Arthropoda, Insecta, Coleoptera, Curculionidae. The coding region runs from base 82 to 2991 and encodes 969 amino acids. The transcript has 16 exons. Gene Ontology annotation, cellular component: cytoplasm. Gene Ontology annotation, molecular function: metalloaminopeptidase activity; zinc ion binding; peptide binding. Gene Ontology annotation, biological process: proteolysis; peptide catabolic process. The record is from RefSeq and is a predicted model, not a curated record.
CUUUCGAUUAGAUAAGUGUCUUUAUAAGAUGAGGAGUAACCAAAGGAGGUUUUUACAGUGUGGUACAGUGCAUGUGCAAACAUGCAUUUUUCCAAAAUCCUUUUGGUUUGCUUGGUUGCUUUCGUCUGCAGUUCAGUAGCGGACGAUGAAGACUAUCGCCUACCUUAUAACUAUAUACUGUAUCACUACGACAUCGACUUGGUGAUUCCUGCGGAAUCAUUUACGGAAACAUCAAGCAAUUACAAUGGAUCCGUAGCCAUAACGUUUCAGGUAAUUGAAAGUACCAACACAGUUAAACUGCACGCCAGCGCUAGUAACAUCGUUCUAGAAGAGAUCAGAUUGGAUGACAAAGAGCCAACUUUCAAGAAUGUGAGCAGUGUCACCAACAUUUUGACUCUGGAAUUUGCUUCAGAUUUAAUUCCCGAGCAAAACUACACAUUGAACAUCAAUUUUACAGCCCAAUUGCUAAGCGGCGGAGGAUUCUACAAAGUCUCCUACACUGACCACGAAAAUACCAUCCGCUAUACUGCCACCACCCAAUUCCAGGCAACCAGUGCCCGAAACGCUUUUCCAUGCUUUGACGAGCCUGUCUACAAAGCCACUUUCGCAUACAACCUCACGUAUCCAGCGGAACUGAACGCUUGGACCAACACCCCCAGCAUUGCGAACAAUACACUUGAUGACGGGCUUGUGAAGACGCAGUUUGGUGUCUCCCCACGAAUGUCCGUUUAUCUGGUAGCGUUCACCAUAUCCAGAUAUACGUGUUCGGAGGGCGACUUGGAAGGCACCUCGGAAUUCCAGCACCGAGUCUGCUCCAGAUUGGACAAGGAGGACGCCAGGCAGUGGGCAUUGGAAGUAACGCCGAAAGUGAUCUAUCACCUCAACAGCUACACGAGUUUCAACUAUACUAGCGCUAUGUCCAAACUGGACCAGAUGGCCGUUCCAGGAAAAAGUGGCGCUAUGGAGAACUGGGGUUUGGUUAUCUACGGAGAGUCGACUCUUCUGUUCAAUAGCACGUUGCAAACCAGCGCCACUAAGCAGAGCAUAGCGGGAAUUAUCUCCCACGAGCUAGCUCACAUGUGGUUUGGAAACCUGCUCACCUGCAGAUGGUGGUCGGAGACGUUUCUCAAUGAGGGCUUUGCCAGCUUGUUCCAGUACUACACCACACACUACGCCGUUCCAGAGUUCGAAAUGGAGAAACAAUUCGUCGUUAGAACCCUGCAGUAUGUUCUAGGAAUUGAAGCAUACACUGGAGUGCCUGCCUUAAGAUCCAACGCGUCCACACCGUCGGAAAUAAGUGGAAAGUUUGGCACCUACACAUAUAACAAAGGCGCCAGCGUGUUGCGAAUGAUCGAGCACAUCCUUGGAAGAGAAACGUUCAAGGAUGGAAUCAGGCUGUACAUCGCCAGCAAUGCGUACCAAUCGGUUGAGCCCGAAGACCUUUGGACGGCGCUGGAAGAUGGAGCAAGUAAUAACAUCCCAAACCUACCAGUCGAUAUCAGUUUGAGCAAUGUGGUUGAUAACUGGAUCAACAAAGGAGGCUUUCCUGUGGUGAAUGUGGAAUUAGCCAAUAACAUUAUCACGAUGUCCCAGGAACGUUUCUUAUACAGUGGAUCGGAUGAUGAAGACUCCACAUGGUAUAUUCCAAUCACCUACACCAGAUCCAGCAGUAACGACUUCAACGAAGACACCAGUCCGCGGGGUUGGGUUACUCCAAGCGCCAAUUUUUCUCUAACAGCCUUUAGUGCCAGUGAAUGGAUUGUGGUGAACAAUCAAGAAACAGGAUUUUACCGCGUAAACUACGAUAGCACCCUCCGAGAAAAUUUGGCUUCCGCUCUCAAGCAGGACAAUUUCUCGGGCAUCCACGUGACCAACAGAGCCCAAUGGGUGGAUGACUCCUACGCCCUUGCCAGGGCCGGCUAUUUAACAUUCGGACAAGUCCUAAGCAACGUGGAGUUUCUGGAAAACGAAACGGAAUAUUUCACCUGGUAUCCAGCAGCCACGCUUUUCAACUAUUUACUGCAACGGACUGGCACUAGUCAACUCCUAGGAGCCAGACUGACGUCACAUCUCUUGUCGUUGCUGGAGACUGCCGUGUCCACAUAUGCACUGGAUGAACUGGACGAGUCGCAACACGUUAACACUCUAACAUCCAUUCUAAUCAACACCUACGCUUGCAAAUAUGGACACACUACCUGCACAAAUGCUGCCAAAACCCUGUUUAGAACCUACAAGAGUUCUUCUGAUUUAUCUUCCAGGCCAAAUAUCAACAUUCGAUCUCUGGUCUAUUGCAACGCAAUAAGAUACAGCGACAACAUCACCGGCGACUGGCAGUUCCUCUAUGAAAAGUACCAAGACAGCGCUCUUUCUGGAGAUUCCAGCUACAUUUGGACGGCGUUGGGCUGCGCCAAUGAUACUGAUGUCCUUAAAGCAUUCUUAUCCAAAGUACUGGAAAAUGACGACGUGAUCACUUCCUCCUUGUACGGAUCAGUUUUCUCCACUAUUUAUGUUGCUGGUGAAGUUGGGCUGGACACAGUCCUGGACUUUUUCAGCGACAACUAUGCUGCUAUUCUGGAAGUAUAUUCCAAUGCAGGCAGCGUGCUAACUGGACUAUCCUCAUACAUCACCAAGACCUCCCAAAUUGAAAAGCUGGAAGCCCUCUUGGCCACAGUGGGCACAGACAGCACACUGGCCGCACCAAUCCAAACCGCUUUGAAUACAGCCAAUGAGAAUCAGGCCAUCAUUGAAGCGCACAGAGCUUCGCUUCACGAAUACUUUGGGCUUGACACCACCAGCACCCCCAGUACCACCAGCACCACUACUACCACAACAGCUGCUCCUGAUGGCAAUGAUGAAGAAAAUGGAGAUGAUGAAGAAGAGGUUGAGGGAGAUGAUUCUGCUGAAGUUGACAGUGCCACCACUUUGAGUAGAACCGGUCUGGUUGGUUUGGUGGUAAUUGGACUGAUCAACAGUGUGUACUUUGGACUGUGAAUAAUCCGUGGGGGGGUUCAAAAAGAUAAUCUUAGACUACUGAAGAAUAAAUGAUAAGUUAAUGAUUAAA